AUGUCGCUCGCGCCGACGCGUCUCCUCAGUCUUCACAUCGAGUUGUCCAAAGACGCUGAGCGCACCCAGUACUCGACCUUAUCGAGGCCGUUGGGAAGGCAAACAGCUCCUCACGUCCAAUCGUGCGUCUACCAAGUUCAACUAUCGAAAUCUCGAUCUAAGCUCAUGCGUGUUCGGUACUACAAAGCCCACACACUUGAACCUUCCGCCUCUUGUCGAUGCUCGCGAUACAAAUUUCUCGCUGAACUGGCCAACCUCAUCGCCCAUCGAGCUGCACAUGAGUGUAGCCACCUCAAAGCUGUUCUACUCAAAGGAGGCCGAUGGAAUCGAACGACCCAACCCGCGGAGAAGCAGGCGUAGGGAUUAGCAAUACAGAGCAAGGACGCAGUGCAGCACAUUCACGCGUCUUGAAAGCGUUGCUACAGUCCAUCGGACCAUCUCGCUUCGAAGACAUGGCGGGCACGACAAGGAGCCUUCGCUGGACUGGAGGUGACCAGAUGCCCCGACCGCUCACAACAAACGAGAUUUCAGAAGAAUGCCUAUAUUGAGGAUGGCCGCAUUCAAGUGAGUUGUCGCUGAAUAUAGGAACGAAGGCAACUGGAUCUAAUGUUUUGUUAAAUGUCUCCGAAAGGAACGAGCAGACGGAGCGCUAGCACAACGCUAUUCUCAUUUUGGAUCGCUUGACGGCGGAGCUGUAACCACUACCACAACAUUGGAGAUCGGAUCUCUGAUCUGCUUUGGCCUCAAGCGUGACAUGCAUUCACUCAGCUGCGAUCAAACUGCUCAUGGAGAAGAAGUGCUGUCCAUCGGUAUUGGUACGUUGUUUUGAGUGGCAGUUGAGCUGUGAAGUUCUCAUUUGACACAGGUCUUGUCUGCUACAGUGCGAUAGAUCUACAGCAAAGUGACAACAGCGCGCUCGCGUCGUUGGUUGGACUUUCAAAUGUCGUCGUCGUACGGGAGCUUCGCCUCAUCAAGAAAGCACAGUGCUCUUCCACUCACCACAUUGAUGGCACUAUGCCGUUCCGCAUGAUAGAUGGUCGACAGGUCAUCGAGUCGUUAAGCCCGCCAAAGACUACAUAUCGUUCAACCACGGACCUUACCUCACUUCACCCCGACGAGCGCAUAAUCAGCACGAGCGCACAUGUCGAGCAAAUAUUUGCCUCCCUUCGGAGCGUGCCCGGCCUGCGAGAUGCCGCCGGCAGACCCUCUACAAGCCGCAAAUGCCACCGCGGAUACAAAGAGCUCAAGUUCAGCAAAAUGGAAGUCUGACAACGAAGUAGCGAGCCUGCCAGCCAAGCAAGGAAGGCUUGUUUGAUGCCUGGAGCCAUGCGCGACACCAGCCGAAGCGACGCGCGCCGCAAGCCACUUUCGAUCGGCCGCCGCGCGCCCGCAAACGCUCGGAACGCGUUUUCGAGGAGUUUUGA
Molecule: messenger RNA, 1424 nt
Organism: Microbotryum saponariae
Lineage: Eukaryota; Fungi; Basidiomycota; Microbotryomycetes; Microbotryales; Microbotryaceae
Source: the annotation of a GenBank genome assembly